AUGGCUUUGUUCACCCCCGGCCCUAUCGUCUCACACGUGCUCAUGGUCCUCGUGGCCAUGUUGAACAUCUGCAUCCUUUCCUACGAUGCUGGGAUGAUCAACAACUUGAACUCGGUUAAGCCAUACCAAGAUUACUUCAAGUUGAAUAGCGAUAUGAUCGGACUGAACGUUGCCAUCAUUAGCGCCGGUUCGAUCUUCGGAGCCCCGAUAGUGGGUCCCGUAGUUGAUCGUUGGGGACGGAAGACCGGCCUUGCUGUUGGCUCCAUCUGUAUCAUUCUCGGAGUUGUACUUCAAGCUUCUGCCUCGAAGGGUAAGGGCUCUCGUGGAAACUUCUUGCAAGUACAGCUACUCACUAGAAACGCAGUUCCACAGCUCAUUGUCGGCCGCUUCAUCAUCGGAUUUGCCUCCCUCAUCAAUGGGUCCAUUGCUCCCAUGUGGGUUAUGGAGGUGGCGGCGCCGAAGUAUAGCUCAAUUCUUUCGAGCACUGUCUUGACAUCCGUACCUUUCACGUCAUUCUUGGUCAGCUGCAUUGUCCUGGGCAUCUACGACAAGCAGUCCGACUGGGCAUGGAGAGGGCUUAUGCUUGCAAUAGGGGUGCUCGCUCGAUUACAUGCGAACGGCAAUCGUGAAGAUGCUUUAGUGCUUUCAGAGACACAAGAAAUUGUCGCGGCUCUGAACCACGAAAAGGAGAGCAAUGGAGGGUGGAAGGAUCUCAUUGCGCCAUUUACCGGGACCUCCGCCACAGUGGUUCUGUUUGGAAUUCUGGCCGGCCUAUCUUACCUAACUGAGAUUCAUCCCGAGACAAAUGCGUAUGCCAUCGGCGCGAUUGUCGUUGUUGCCCUGUUCCUCCUUGCAGUUGCGGCAAGCUGGAGCAUCUUGGCCUACACUUACCCUCCCGAGGUGCUGCGAUACUCUCAGCGCGCCAAAGGAGUCGUAGUUGCCCAAGCAAUUGGGUAUGCCUUCAGCUUCCUCAAUCUUUACACCACUCCUCUUGCUAUCGAAAAAAUCUCUUGGAGAUACUAUGCCAUCAACGGUGGUUGGAACCUCGGAAUAUUAUUUGUCGUCACCUGGCUCUUUGUUGAAACCAAGGGCAGGACCUUGGAGGAGAUGGAUGAGAUCUUUGAUGGGGUCGUCUACUCGAACAACGUCAUCAUUGAUGGCCAGAAUUCCAAGAGUGAUUUGGGGAAGGACGCGGGUGAUAGUAGCAGUGUGGUAAAGAGGAAGCUUAGCAAGGUCAGCACCCGUGAGUAA
This is a messenger RNA of Colletotrichum fioriniae, 1251 nucleotides long. Lineage: Eukaryota; Fungi; Ascomycota; Sordariomycetes; Glomerellales; Glomerellaceae. The record is from RefSeq and is a predicted model, not a curated record.